Messenger RNA from Hypanus sabinus (Atlantic stingray), 11817 nucleotides. RefSeq names its product leucyl-tRNA synthetase 1b (gene lars1b). Gene Ontology annotation, biological process: leucyl-tRNA aminoacylation. Lineage: Eukaryota; Metazoa; Chordata; Chondrichthyes; Myliobatiformes; Dasyatidae. The record is from RefSeq and is a predicted model, not a curated record. Gene Ontology annotation, molecular function: ATP binding; leucine-tRNA ligase activity; aminoacyl-tRNA deacylase activity. Bases 8315 to 11680 code for a protein of 1121 amino acids. The transcript has 33 exons.
UAUAGGCCCUUCACAAUCUAUCCAUACAACAUAGCACAGAAACCAAAUUCCAUAUACAAACUUGUAAGAAAUAUUUUAUUUUUUAAGCAAUAAUAAAAAUUGCAUUAAUGUACCAAGUGGUCCAGAAGUUGCUGGAUAGAGGAAUUCAUAUUCUGCAUCUUAUUUUGGAAUUUUACAUUACCUUUAGACCGAUUAGCUUAAAGUAAUCAGAGGUAAGUAGAAAAUAUAAACCACUAUAUAAGCAACACAUACAAAGUACUGGAGGAACUCAGCAAGCCAGGCAAUAUCUAUAGAUAAAACUACAGUCGACAUUUCAGGUCCAGACCCUUUGGCAGAACUGGAGAAAAAAGAUGAGGAGUAGAGUUGAAAGGUGAGGUGAGGGGAGGAGAGAGAGAGAGAAACACAAGGUGAUGGGUGAAACUGGGAGAGGGAGGGAUAAAGUAAAAAAAUGGGAAUUUGGUUGGUGAAAGAAAUACAGGGAGAGUCUGAUAGGAGAGGAUAGAAGGCCAUGAAAUAAAAGGGUGGGGAAGGAGCAUCAGAGGGAGGUGAUAGGCAGGCAAGGAGAUAAGAUGAGAGAGGGAAAAGGGGAUUGGGAAUAGUGAACGGGGCGGGGCAUUACCAGAAGUUCAAGAAAUUAAUGUUCAUGUCAUCAAUUUGGAGACUACCCAGGCAGAAUACAAGGUUUUGUUCCUCCAACCUGAGUGUGGCCUCAUUGCAACAGGAGAAGAGGCCAUGGAUUGACAUAUCAGAAUGGGAAUGGGAAGUGGAAUUAACAUGGGUGGCCACCGGGAGGUCCACUUCUGACAGAUGGAGUGUAGGUACUCAGCAAAGUGGUCCCCAUCUAUGUCAGCUCUCACCGAUAUACAGGAGGCCACACCAGUAACAUCUCCCAGUGGCCAACUUCUCUCGCCCUGUAUUUCUGUCACCAAUCAACUUCCUAGCUCUUUUACUUCAUCCCUCCCCCUCUUGGAUUCACCUAUCACCUUGUGCAUCUCUCUCCCCUCCUCCAUCUUUUAAAUCUACUUGUAACUGCCUCAGAGACAUGUUUCAUUGAGUUAUUUUACAUGUUUUUGUCAUAAAUUCAUGAUUUUUUAAAUCUUAAAAUAAUGUUUGAUUAAAACUUUUGUGCUUUUUAUGUUGUUGUUGUUUGUCCUUCUGAGUCGAAGACGGCCACAACUUCUGUCAGGUGGAGGGUUUGACACUGUGGGUCUGGAGGUGACUGGUGAGGCCAAUCUGGGCCCUGAAAGCUCGCCCACACGUGGGACACAUGAGGUUUUCACGAUGUCUGCUGAAGAAAGAGAGAGAGUGAGAGAGAUAAAAUCUUCAAGGACAUCUGUAUGAUACGUGGCUAUUAUUCCAUUGGACCAGUGUAAUUACAGUGAAAACGUGCAGCCAACAUGGCUGAGAGUUCAAAGUAAGGAGCGCUGCGUGUCAGGGAAGAAGAGAAAAGGAAGCACAAUCGCUGGGGCAGUGUGUGGCUGAGAAGUUGGAGAAAAGGCUUGCUGAUUCACGGGAGAAAACCGGAGUGUUAUCUCCUGACACCUCGGGUUGAGAGUACCAUGACCUCAACAGGAGAAAGCAACUUUUACCAGCGUAGGCUACAGCUUUGCAUGCUCCAGAAUACAGUGUCUGUUUCAUUCCCUUGCUAUCUUCAGGGAAAGUGUGGCUCUGCAGACAGCGUCAGGAGAGUUGAAUCCGGGAAAUCUUCAGGAGGAAAAAAAAGUUAACCCCAAAAAUACCAGAGCUUAAGCAACACAAGGCUUCUCAGAGGGAGAGUAAAUUCAUCAAGCUGUAUGAAAGAACAGGUUAGAGCUACACGUACCAAGCUUAAGGAUGAGUGCUCUGACCAAGACUUAGAUCUUAUGAAGGGCUGGAGACACAAAUAAGAGAUGUGUGUGAAAAUAUACCAUCUCAAUUGGCACCUUCUACUAAGAUUAGAAGAAAGAUGGAUUCCUGUACAGCAGUAACAACAGAUUUGAUGGGGCUAAUGAAAGUCCGUAAGAGUGAGGUGGGGAAGAGGAGUUUGAUGCUAAGGCAGAAAACGCAAGACUUUGUAUGGUGCUCGACAGAGAGUAUGCCCAGUCGACAUUUGGGACUACAAUCUCGAAAUCCACUGUUCGUAGCUACCACUCAAGCUGUUUAUCAGAACAGCAAAGCAUUACAGCAAAAACAGCAGAGUGUGCUGCAGUUUGCGGCAAAGCAGGCCGAAGUGGAAAUGGAGGAGACUAUCGCUGUACAAAGGCAAGAACGUAAAAGACUGGAAAAUCAGAGAGAUCUUCAAGUAAAAGCCGCAAAGCUUAAGGCUUACUUGAAGCUGACUCAGGUGAGGCCUUGGAGGAAAGGAGAACAGCAAGCAGUCAGCCGGCGAUUUGUCCUCCAAUACCUUAUAAAUAAAUUAAAGGGGAACAAACAUGUAAGAACAAUGAACAAGCAAUACUAACAACGAAGCAUCGUAUUAGUACAAGCCCUACAUGACACAAUGGUUCUCACCAGACUUCUUACACCCGAGCCCUCAGGGGACCCACUUAGGUUCUUAGAGUGGAGCAUAAGUUGUAAGGCAUUGAUAGAACGGCGAUGCACAAAUCCAGCUGACAGGUUGUUCUACCUACAAAAAUACAUCAGUGAUGAGACACGAUCUGUAUUGGAAGGAAUCUUCUACAGAAAGGGUGAAGAAGCCUACGACCAGGCAUGGGAGACUUUGAAUGCUGGGUAUGGCCACCCCUUUGUAAUCCAGUGUGCAUUUAGAGAAAGAAUGAAUAACUGGCCAAAGAUUGGCUCAAGGGAGUCAGUUAAACUGAGACAAUUCAGUGAUUUUCUGACAGCCUGCAGCAAUGCUAUGCCAUAUAUCAAAGGGCUUCAGGUGUUAAAUGACUGUGAAGAGAAUCAAAAGGUACUCCAAAAUCCCCCUGAUUGGGUGACCUCUCACUGGAAUUGUCAUGUCACAAAGCAGUUGUGACAAACGGAGGAAUUCCCUGAUUUCAAGGAGCUUGUUGAUUUUGUGGUACAUGAAGCAGAAAUCACAUGCAAUCCUGUAACAUCCUUUCAUGCCUUGAAGCCUACUAAAGAAAAUUUAUCUAGAGACAUGAAGCACACUAAGGCUAACGCAUUCAUUACAAAUGUGAAAGCAUCGGAUAAAUCAAGUACAGUGAUGGAAACAUACAGUGCCAUGGAGAACAGCUCAAAGGAUUUAAACGGAUCCAAGAAGGUAAACACUUCAUUUUCAUCUUCAAACCCAGUCACAUGCAUGUGCUGUGGGGAAAGCCACUCCAUCUCAAAUGCCAGAAGCUCGACAAGAGAAGGUUCAUAUUGGACAAUAACCUGUGUUUUGGCUCCCUUAGGAGAGGACACAAUUCGAAAGAUUGUAAGAGCAAAGCUACUUGUGGCAUAUGUAAGAAGCAUCAUCCAACACUACUUCAUGAAGACCGUCCUUCUGCUGCAAAGGACACAUACUCUCAUGUUAUGCAAGCAGUAGAAAACACAUUUUCCCUUUCUUGCUGCGUUAACAAAGGUGAUGGUGGGAGCACAUCCAUGAUAGUGCCUGUAUGGAUUUCCUCAAGCACCACCCCUAAAACAGAGACCUUAGUGUAUGCCCUACUGGAUGCACAGAGUAGCAACACCUUUGUAGAUCAAGAGGUAUGUGAGAAGAUGGGAGCAGGAUUAGAGCCAGUCAAGUUAAAUCUUACCACUAUGAUGGGAAAAGAGUCUAUUGUUCAGAGUGUGAGAGUUCGUGGGCUUAGAGUUAAAGGGCUUUCCUCACAGAGUUUCAUCAACUUUUACCUGCCUAUACCAGAGAUUUCAUCCCACUCAAAUGUUCCCACAUUCCUACCCCUGAAACGGCCAAAAGGUGGAGACAUCUGAAUAGAAUAGCACAGGAAAUACCAGAACUGAUGGUUUGUGAGGUCGGACUCCUGAUAGUGUUGGCACCACGACGAGUCAUCACAGGAGGUGACGAUGAGCCGUAUGCCAUCAAGACUGACCUGGGCUGGAGCAUUGUCGGCAGCUCACUACAGGUCAACAGAAGUGACAGGUCUGUGCCAUCGUGUAUCUAUCAAGGAACUUCCACCGUUGACACCAGUCUUUAGAGCCCUUGAAUCAGACUUCAGAGAUACAAACCCUGGAGAAAAGAACAUAUCACAAGAUGACAUAUAGUUCAUGCAAUUACUGAAUGAAAGAAUACACCAGAAUGCAGAUAGGCACCUGGAAGUGCCCCUCCCCUUUAAGAUAUGCCCUGAACUGCCAGAAAAUAAGCGGCUAGCUCUGGUGCGGCUGAAGCACCUGAAAGGGAAACUGGAGAAAACUCCCAAAUUCAAGGAUGACUACGUUAAAAUUAUGGAAGGUGUAUUCGAGGAUGGUGUUGUGGAGGGAGCUAAAGAUCAACCCAAAGCAGGAAAUGUGCGUUUAUAUUCCUCACAAGGAGUCUAUCGUCCUAGAAAACCAGGAAAAAUUAGGGUUGUGUUUGACUGUUCUGCUAAGUAUGAUGACACAGCUCUGAAUGAUCACUUACUAGCUGACCUGAUCUCACAAAUGGGCUGACGGGAGCGCUCUGCAGAUUCCGUAAAUACCCAGUUACAGGGAUCUGGGAUGUAGAAGAAAUGUUCCGCAGGUUCUAUGUAAGCCAAUAGGAUAGAGAUUACUUAUGGUUCCUGUGGUGGGAAAAUGACAAUACAAAUCUAGAGCCAAAAAAAUAUCGCAUGAAGGUCCAUCUUUUUGGAGCAGCAUCCUCUCCUGGCUGUGCAAAUUAUGGAAUGAAGUAUCUUGUGAGCCAAAAUGAAAAAGCGUAUCCAGUAGUAGACAACUUAAUCAGAACAAAUUUCUAUGUCGAUGAUGGCCUCAUCUGUGUAGAAUCUGUGGACACAGCCAUCAAACUAGUGAAAGAAGCACAAAAUGUGUAUGCAAAAGGGAGAUUACAUCUCCACAAGUUCAUCAACAACAGAGAAGUCUUGGAGUCAAUUCUGGACAGUGAAUGAGCUAAUGGAAUUCAGGAUGUGGAUUUCAAUUAUGAUGAACUCCCAGUCCAGACUGUGUUGGGAGUAAAGUGGAGUGUGAUCAGUGACAACUUCUCUUUUAAAAUCACCCUAGAUGAGAAACCAGCAACACAGCAAGGAAUUCUUUUGACUGUAGCCUUUGUGUUUGACCCACUAGGCUUCCUAGCUCCCUUCCUCCUACUAGGAAAGAAAGUACUACAGGAAAUGUGCCAAAAGCACAUUGGAUGGGUCGAACCAUUGCCUGGAGAAUUAAAGCCACGAUGGGAGUGCUGGAUGAACAAUCUAUAGAAUCUGUAAAAACUCCAGAUUCCAAGAUGCUUUGCUCCUGAAAACCUAGGGAAGGUCCAGAGAAUUGAACUGCAUCACUUUUCGGAUGUGAGUAGCCAUGGGUACAGUCAGUGCUCAUAUAUCCGAGUACUGAGUGAAGACAAAGUGCAUUGCUUCUUAGUCAUAGGUAAGGCAUGGGUUGCACCCACAAGAGUUGUAAGCAUAGCAAGGCUGGAGUUAAUGGCUGCAGUGGUCAGCAGUAUGCUAAAGGAGGAGCUGGAGUUCAAAAUUGAUCAAGAGUAUUUUUGGACAGAUUUCCAUGCAUUAAUGGGCUACAUUAAUAAUGAAGCCUUAAGGUUUCACGUUUUCGUUGCAAAUCGAGUCCAAAGAAUCAGAGAAGUUAACUGAUCCAGCACAGUGGUACUACAUUGAUACUGAUCAAAAUCUGGAAGAUCACGCUUCUAGAGAUCUCAAGGUGGCAGAGCUGAUUGGUACAAAUUGGUUUACUGGACCCAAGUUUCUGUGGGAAAGAGAGACUGUCGCAUCAAAGUUAACUCCAGAGCUUCUGAUGAGCGAUCUUAAUGACAAAAUGACACAAGUACUACAAAGGUGGUAAAGAGGACAAUUUCUUGGAGAAACUUAAAACGGUUCUCAAAAUGGCAUACGGCAUUGAAAGUGGUUGCCCGGAUCCAGCAACUAGCAGAGAGACAAAACAGCAAAACCCAUAAAUGUCGAAGACAGAAGAAAGGCCAGUCUUCUGUGUGUAAAAUUGGCACAAAGGGAUGUUUUCAAAGAGGAAAUGCGAAUACUGAGACAUGGAAACUGCCACACAGCCAUCCAUUGUUCCAACUUGACCAGUAUUGCAAGAUGUUCUCGGUGGGAGGGCGAUUAAAGGCUUCCUUACGUCUCAACUUGAAGUGUACUGUAAUCCUACCAAGAGAUGAUGUCAACCAUUCUUGAACGUUCUAUUCAUAAAUUAGUUGUACUUGUAGAAAACAGCUAAAAUGUGUUCCAAUGGAACUGAUUUCCAAACACCUACCUGUGUGGAGAGUUUAAAGUAUCAGUCUUGAUCUCAGAGUUUGUUACAAAUACCAAUUAUUUAAUUCUGAAAUUACUAGAUAUAUUCAAAUAUUUGUACAAAGGUUAUCAUAAAAAAUAGUAAUUUGGUGGGAGUGUAACUGUCUGAGAUGUUUCAUUGAGAUUUUUUUAUGUUUUUGUCAUAAAUUCAUUAUUUUUUAAAUUUUAAAAUGUUGGAUUAAAAAUUUUGUGCUUUUUAUAACACUUAAUUAGAGUGUAACAGGUCACAUGACCAGAGUUUAAUAAGAGCAUGACUGUGGCAUUAUGGGUCAGAACCAACAUGGAAGCAGAGAAAGACAUAUGGCCCUAAAAUAACCUUAUUCUGCAUGUGGUCCAAGAGGCCCACGUGAUAAUUGUUUUUGUUUUAUAUUGUGUAUAAUGUUGUUGAAGUGUGAUAUGGUUUUAGUGAUUUUAUUUGACUUCAGCACAUUUCUGUUCUGCUGAUGUGUUUUGGGCCUGUUUAUUGGUAGACACUAGCUUCAGAAACUUUAAAAGACUGAGAGAUGUACAUUUUAAACCUUUUGUCUUAUUUUCUUGUAGUUUUCACAGUGUCUGCUGAAGAGAGAGAGAGAGAGAGAGAUAAAAUCUUCAAGGACAUCUGUAUGAUGUGUCGCCAUUAUUUCAUUGGACCAGUGUAGUUAUACUACUCCAUCAAUUUUUCUCCAGUCCUGCCGAAAGGUCUCAGCCUGAAAUUUUGACUGUACUUCUUUCCAUAGAUGCUGACUGGCCUGCUGCGUUCCUUCUUUUAAAAUUUAUCCAUUUACAGGAUGUGGGCGUCACCAGCUAAGCCGGCAUUUAUUGCCCUUGAGAAGGUGGUGACCUUCUGGAAUCGCUGCAAUCCCUGAGGUGUAGGUACACCCAGUGUUGUUAGGGAAGGAAUUCCAUAAUUUUGACCCAGUGACAAUGAAGGAACGGCGAUAUGUUUCCAAGUCAGGAUGGUGAGUGACUUGUAGGCGGAUUUGCAACUGGUGGUGUCCCACGUAUCUGCAGUUCUCAUCUUUCUAGAUGGUAGUGGUCGUGAGUCUUGAAGGUGCUGCCUUAGGAACUUUGGUGUGUUGUUGCAGUGCAUUUUAUAGAUAGUACACACUGCUGCAACUGUUUGUCAAUAGUGGGGGGGAUUGGAUGCUUGUGAAAGGGGUACCAAUCAAGUGGGCUGUCUGGUAUUGGAUGGUCUCAAGCUUCUUGAGUGUUGAUGGAGCUGCACACAUCCAGGCAAGUGGCAAGUAUUCCAUUAUACUCCUGACCUGAGCCUUUCAGAUGGUGGGGGGAGUCAGGAGGUGAGUUACAUGCCACAAGAUUCCAAGCCUUUGACCUGCUCUGGUAGCCACUGUGUUUAUAUGGUUAGACCAUUACAUUUUCCUGUCCAUGAUAAACUCUAGGAAUUUAAUAGUAGGGGAUUCAGUGAUGGUGAUGCCACUGAAUAUCAAGGAAUGAUGGUUAGAGCUCUCUUGGUGGAGAUGGUCAUUGCCUGGCACUUAAGUGGCUCAAAUGUUACUUGACAUUUUUCAGCCCAGGCCUGGAUAUUGUCCAGUUCCUCCAGCAUUUUGUGUGUAUUGCUUGGAUUUCCAGCAUCUGCAAGUUUUCUCGUUUGUAAAUUGCUAUAUAAUAUAGCUUUGCAAUAACAAUAGGUCUAUUAAUCACAAACUAUGAAAAUUUAGUGAAAAACAGGUAUGUUUCCUUGACAGGGAUGGGCUCCGCCAGGUUUCCGAUGCCCAAGACACGUCAUAUGAUGAGCGAUCAUCAAAAAGAUCGGUGCAAAAAGCUUGUCAUGACAGCACCCCGACGACUCCACCAGGAGUUAAGGGCACGCACACACACACAAACAGGAACGCAAGGGAACAGCUAAAGUUGAUUACCUGAAAAGAAUUGAAAAGGACAUUCAGAAAAAAUGGGAUGAAAAUAAACUGUUUGAGAUUGAUGCAGUUGAGCCGGGGAGUCCAGAGAGUAGCAAGCCAAAGUAUUUUGUCACCUUUCCCUAUCCGUACAUGAAUGGACGUCUUCAUCUUGGGCACACUUUUUCUUUGUCUAAAUGUGAGUUUUCUGUAGGAUUUCAACGUUUAAAGGGGAAAAGAUGUUUGUUUCCUUUUGGACUACAUUGCACUGGUAUGCCCAUUAAGGCUUGUGCUGACAAACUGAAGCGAGAGCUGGAAUUAUAUGGUUAUCCACCUCAGUUCCCAGAAGAGGAAGAGGAGGAAGAGAAACCUUCAAAAACUCAAGAAGGAAUCAUUAUAGACAAGGCAAAAGGGAAGAAGAGUAAAGCAGCUGCUAAAGCAGGCCAAGCCAAGUUCCAGUGGAAUAUCAUGAAAUCACUGGGCCUGACUAAUGAAGAAAUUGUGAAAUUUGCAGAAGCUGAACACUGGCUUGGUUACUUUCCAGUUUUGGCUGUCCAGGAUCUUAAAAGAAUGGGAUUGAAGGUUGAUUGGCGGCGCUCCUUCAUCACUACAGAUGCAAACCCUUUUUAUGAUUCAUUUGUCAAGUGGCAAUUUGUGACUUUAAAAGAAAAGAAGAAGGUCAAGUUUGGAAAAAGAUACACUAUUUAUUCUCCAAAGGAUGGGCAACCGUGCAUGGAUCAUGAUCGACAGACUGGAGAGGGUGUGGGACCUCAGGAAUAUACUUUAAUUAAAAUGAAGAUCCUUGAGCCUUAUCCUGCAAAACUAAGUGGCCUUAAAGGUCAAAACGUCUUUCUGGUGGCCGCUACUUUAAGACCAGAGACCAUGUUUGGACAAACCAAUUGCUGGGUUCGCCCUGACAUGAGGUAUAUUGCUUUUGAAAUAAUGAAUGGAGACGUAUUUAUCUGUACACAGCGGGCAGCGAGGAAUAUGUCUUUCCAGGGGUUUACCAAAGAGAAUGGAAAAGUGCCUUUGGUGAUGGAGCUAACUGGAGAGGACAUCCUCGGUGUGUCACUGAGUGCUCCUUUGACAUCCUACAAUGUUAUCUAUGCUCUUCCUAUGCUCACCAUCAAAGAAGAAAAAGGCACUGGCAUUGUUACCAGUGUUCCAUCUGAUGCUCCAGAUGACAUUGCAGCUCUCCGAGACCUCAAGAAUAAGAAGGCACUGAGGGAGAAGUAUAGAAUUUCUGAUGAAAAGGUCCUACCCUUUGAACCAGUUCCUAUUAUUGAAAUCCCAGGCUAUGGAAACCUCUCAGCGCCAACUGUGUGUGAUCAAUUGAAGAUUCAAAGUCAAAAUGAUAGGGAAAAGCUUGCAGAGGCCAAAGAGAAAGUUUACCUGAAAGGUUUUUAUGAAGGGGUAAUGCUUGUGGAUGGGUUCAAAGGACAGAAGGUGCAUGAAGUCAAGAAGCUAAUUCAACAAAAAAUGAUAGACAAUAAAGAAGCUAUGAUCUACAUGGAACCUGAGAAGCAAGUUAUAUCAAGGUCUGCUGAUGAGUGUGUUGUAGCUUUGUGUGAUCAAUGGUAUCUGGACUAUGGUGAAGAAAACUGGAAGAAACAAGCUAUGGAUUGCCUGUCAAAGCUGGAAACAUUCUGUGAUGAAACCAGGAGGAACUUUGAAGCUAGUCUUAACUGGCUGCAAGAUCAUGCCUGCUCAAGAACUUAUGGCCUGGGCUCCCGUUUGCCAUGGGAUGAUCAGUGGCUGAUAGAAUCUCUCUCUGAUUCCACAAUUUAUAUGGCUUACUACACAAUAGCUCACCUAUUACAAGGUGGAACACUGAAUGGUCAAACAUCUGGUCCACUGGGCAUAAGAUCAGAACAGAUGACUAGAGAAGUUUGGGAUUAUAUCUUUUUGAAGGAUGCUCCUCGCCCAAAAACUCAAAUUCCACAAAAGAGUUUAGAUCAACUGAAAAUGGAAUUUGAAUAUUGGUAUGGAGUGGAUUUGCGAGUUUCUGGGAAAGACUUGGUUCCAAAUCAUCUUUCAUACUAUCUGUAUAAUCAUGUAGCCAUGUGGACAGAUGACAGUACAAAGUGGCCUCAAGCUGUAAGAGCGAAUGGACACUUGCUACUAAAUUCAGAUAAGAUGUCUAAAUCAACGGGGAACUUCCUUACUCUGUAUGAAGCUAUAGACAAAUUCUCUGCGGAUGGGAUGCGGUUUGCUCUUGCUGACUCUGGCGACACGGUGGAAGAUGCUAACUUUGUAGAAACAAUGGCUGAUGCAGGUAUUCUGCGACUGUACACCUGGGUGGAAUGGGUGAAGGAGAUGAUUGCAAACCAUGCGAGCCUCCGCAGUGGAUCAGCUAACACCUUUAAUGAUAGAGUCUUCAUCAGUGAGAUGAAUGCUGGAAUUCUGAAGACAGAGCAGCAUUACGAGAAGAUGAUGUUCAAGGAUGCUUUAAAAACAGGCUUUUUUGAAUUCCAGGCAGCAAAGGACAAAUACCGUGAAGUUGCUGUGGAAGGAAUGCAUCGGGACCUGAUUUUCCAGUUCAUUGAAAUUCAGACUCUUCUACUCACUCCUAUAUGUCCUCACCUUUGUGAGCAUAUCUGGAAUCUUCUAGGAAAGACUGAGCCAUUAAUGAAUGCAAGAUGGCCAGUAGCUGGACCUGUGGAUGAAAUUCUCAUUCGUUCAUCUCAGUAUCUGAUGGAAACUGCACAUGACAUUCGUCUCCGCGCCAAGAAUUAUAUGGCUGUUGGAAAAGGAAAAAAAGGAGAAGCAAAACAAACACAGAAACCAUCUCACUGCAAUAUCUAUGUGGCAAAAAAUUACCCUUCAUGGCAACAUACUACCCUUCUACUGCUGCGCAAACAUUAUGAGACAAAUGGUGGUCAGCUGCCAGACAAUAAAAUCAUCGCUAGUGAACUGAAAGACCUGCCCGAGCUGAAGAAAUAUAUGAAGAAAGUUAUGCCUUUUGUGGCAAUGAUUAAGGAAAACCUGGAAAAAAUUGGGCCUCGAGUUCUUGAUUUGGAGCUAGAAUUUGAUGAGCGAAGUGUCUUGAUGGAGAACAUCGUCUACUUAACAAAUUCGUUGGAGCUGGACCAUAUUGACGUGUUCUUUGCCACAGAGGCAGAUGAUAAAAUCCGAGAAGAGUGUUGUCCAGGAAAGCCUUUCUGUGCAUUUCGAACAGAGCCUGGUGUUUCCCUAUCCUUGGUAAAUCCCCAGCCAGCAAAUGGACACUUCUCAACAAGGAUUGAGAUUCGGCAGGGUGAUAAAAAGGACACUAUCAUCCGAAGGCUAAUGAAGAUCGACAGGGGUAUUAAAGAUCUUGCAAGAGUGAAGCUUAUGAGGUAUGAAGAUCCACUUCUGGGUCCCCGACGGGUCCCAGUCUUCGGAAAGGAAUCUGAGGGCAAAGUACCCAUUUCUGAGAAAGCAUCCUUUCAUAUAGACCUGACUUCAAAGAAAAUCCACCUAACUGACAAUGGUUUGAAACUUGAUGUGGGUGAUUCUUUGAUCUAUCUGGUACAUUGAUGUACAUUGACUCAAUAAAGCUCUUUGGUUUCACCUUGGUUGUCAGCUGUAAGACUUCCUUGUUGGUGUUGGCCUUUCUAUAUGAUUGCAUUUUAGUUAUCAAUUUGUAAAUGAAUAGAAUAAAACAUUUAAUACUC